UUCGGGCUGCUUUACCAUACCAUCACACCACACAGCGAGCUUACACCGUUUAAAUAUAUAGAGAGUAUAUAGAUUCGUCUAGAGCCUGAGAUGUCGAGGGGCUACACUAUGGAGAACUAAUUUUACAUUGCUCUGAAACGGGAAAGAAAUAGUGCGUUUAGUAACACAUUAAGCGUUUGAUGCUGGGCGGCAGAGGUUAAGAGAGUCCGUUAUUUUGUGUAUCGGUGACUCUGAUGUGGAAUCUGUAAAAUUGGUGGACUCGUGUUGCACGUUGUGGUACUACAGUUAUUUAUUAAAUAUGACUUUGCGCAUGCACGUCGAGCAAUGCAUGCUGCAAAUUUGGUUUGUGCGCAUAAUUGAGCGAAUUUGUCAAUGUGUAGUAGGCUAGCCCAGGAAAUCCGAACAUCGAAGGGAUGAACCGAAAGAACCGAUACAUAGCUGUCUUUUAAUCUCGCUAUACCUUUUCUAAGCCGCUGCAUUUCAGACGCGUACGCGCACUGGGGAAGCUCGUGAACGCGCGUAUCGGUUUUUGAAUGGCAAAAGGGCAAUCGCCGUGUCGUCUCCUAUUCGUGCAAGGUUGCGUUAUGAAAAAGACUGCUUGUGACAGCCGAGCUCUGCUUAUGAGAGAUAGGCUGCUGCUGUGUAUAUGAAACAGCACGAAAACACAUCUCAGUUGUGCUCUAUAGGGAACUGAACGCUGAACGCUUUGGGAAGGAUGCUUUGGACGCACGUAAAAAAUCACAACCAGCGCAAUGAAAUAAUAAGAAAAAAAUGAACAAAAUUCUAAUCGGAUUGUUUUUUUCUGCUGAGAUCUAUCAGGGAGGUGCUGAAAUCUAUUUGCACUCAGUUCCACGUGAUUGGCACACUUGACAGUGAUUGACAGGAGUCCAUGGAAACUACGCAACCAAUCUGCCAGCUCCAAUAGAAAAUCAGACGAGGACAGGACGUCUUUUUUCACCCCCCCUCCUCAAAAAUAUCUCCGUUCCUGUGCUAUAUUCUCGUUCACUCGGGCUCCCCGUAUCUCCUGCAGAGGCUGCUGCCGUCAGCCAGCCAGAGGGGCACCCUCCUUUCCUCAGCAGCGUCUAACUGGCUCGUCUGCUGGCUCUGAGAGAGGGAGAGCGAAAAGGAGAGAGGGAGUGAGAGAGAGAAAAGGAGAAGACCGCGAGGGGGGGAGAAAGCACACACAGAAGCCUUCAUGUUUCAGCUGCCAAUACUGAAUUUCAGUCCCCAGCAGGUAGCGGGGGUAUGCGAGACUCUGGAGGAGAGCGGGGACAUCGAGCGCCUCGGCCGCUUCCUCUGGUCGCUGCCCGUCGCGCCCGCUGCCUGCGAGGUACUCAACCGAAACGAGUCCGUGCUGCGAGCUCGCGCCAUCGUGGCCUUCCACACCGGGAACUUCCGAGAGCUCUAUCACAUCUUGGAGAACCACAAGUUCACCAAAGAAUCCCACUCCAAGCUGCAAGCACUGUGGCUGGAGUCACACUACCAGGAGGCAGAAAAACUGCGAGGGCGCCCGCUGGGGCCGGUGGACAAGUACAGGGUGCGCAAGAAGUUCCCGCUACCCAAAACUAUUUGGGACGGCGAACAAAAGACUCAUUGCUUCAAAGAAAGGACCAGGCACUUGCUGCGAGAAUGGUACUUGCAGGACCCUUACCCGAACCCGAGCAAAAAGAGGGAGCUCGCACAAGCUACGGGACUUACACCCACCCAAGUGGGCAACUGGUUUAAAAACCGAAGACAAAGGGAUAGAGCAGCGGCCGCGAAAAACAGACUACAACAACAGGUGCUGUCCAACGGCUCGGUUCCUGGCGAAGAGGGAGCCGUGGACCGGCUGGGCAGCGCGUCGAGCCCAGAAGCCAGUCUGUCUAGCAAAGCUGCUGCUUCAGCCAUCUCCAUCACAUCGAGUGACAGCGAAUGUGACAUCUAACGUCGUCUCGUCGGGGGCAAAGUGGGAAGACUGGGAGAGCACGAACACCUUAAGAAGAAAACGGAGACAGACAAUCACAAAGAUAAACAAGCACAUCAGUGCCUGCCUUAACGUAUCAAAGGCCGUGUUCUUUCUUUCUUUUUAUUUCUUUCUUUUUGUAAUUAUUUGAUGGCUGUCAGACCAGCCAGGGAUGGACGGAAUGCUCUAUCUUUAAAAUGUAUUUAUCUUUUUUCAUAACCAACACAGAGAUGAUCCUUUGGGGGACAUAAAAAUAGACAGAGAAAGAGAGAGAAAAAGAAGAGAUAGCUAGAAAGAGGGAAAAGAGUGGGAGAGCAGAGGAGAGGAAGAAAGCGAGAUCCUGUCCGCGUACAAAUUACUUUUGUAUGAAGCAAAACCGGAUGCCUCAAUGGAACAGGACAAACACAAAACAGGAGACCAUAUUUUUUGUUUUUGAAAAGGACUUCAUGUUGAAUCGACAUUUUACCAUUUAUCACAUUUUCUAAGAUGUUUAUGUAUUAAAAAAGUUGUUGCUCUUAUAGAAA
Molecule: messenger RNA, 2466 nt
Organism: Astyanax mexicanus (Mexican tetra)
Lineage: Eukaryota; Metazoa; Chordata; Actinopteri; Characiformes; Acestrorhamphidae
Gene: six6b
Product: SIX homeobox 6b
Exons: 2
Coding region: 1196-1924 (242 amino acids)
Biological process (GO): regulation of transcription by RNA polymerase II; eye development
Cellular component (GO): nucleus; transcription regulator complex
Molecular function (GO): DNA-binding transcription factor activity, RNA polymerase II-specific; RNA polymerase II cis-regulatory region sequence-specific DNA binding
Source: RefSeq, a predicted model, not a curated record